AUGGGUAAAUGUGGUAAAGGUACUGGAUCGUUCGGUCUCAGGAACGGAAAAACUCAUGUUCUUUGCAAUAGAUGUGGAAACCCAUCAUUCCACGACCAAAAGAAGAAAUGCGCAUCUUGCGGUUUCCCAGAUGCUAAGACUCGUCGCUACAACUGGUCGUUCAAGGCUAACAGGCGCAAGACCACUGGGACUGGCAGGUGCCGUCAUUUGAAGACCAUGCCACGCCGUUUCAAGAAUCGCUUCCGUGAGGGAACAAAGCCACCCUCUAAAAAGUAA
This is a messenger RNA of Theileria equi strain WA, 276 nucleotides long. RefSeq names its product 60S ribosomal protein L37, putative. Gene Ontology annotation, molecular function: RNA binding; structural constituent of ribosome. The transcript is spliced from 3 exons. Gene Ontology annotation, biological process: translation. The coding region runs from base 1 to 276 and encodes 91 amino acids. Gene Ontology annotation, cellular component: cytosolic large ribosomal subunit; ribosome. The record is from RefSeq and is a predicted model, not a curated record. NCBI's taxonomy places the organism in Eukaryota, Apicomplexa, Aconoidasida, Piroplasmida, Theileriidae.